AUGCAGCUCCUCGUAGGGCUCAAUACUGCUCAGAGAGCUGCAGUGACUUCACCUGCAUCAGUCCUCCAAGUGUUGGCUCCUCCGGGGUCCGGCAAAACAAAGACGUUGACCUGUCGAGUCGCCUACCUCAUUGCCCAUUAUGGCCAUAACCCGCAAAAUGUCAUCUGUUGCACCUUCACCAUCAAAGCCGCCAGGGAAAUGCGGGAAAGGCUGAGAAGCCUGGUUGGCUGUGAACUCGAAUCGAAGCUGGUCCUUGGAACCAUCCACUCCAUCUGCCGACGAUACCUGGUCGCAUACGGCCAUCUUGUUGGAAUACCCAAGGGAUUUGGGAUUGCAGACACUUCAGACAGUAAUAGCAUAAUCAAACGAAUCAUCAAGCGUCUCCGCCUCACGAUAGAACCCAAAACUGCGAGAGCUAGGAUUUCGAGCCACAAAGCCAAAGGAAAAACGCUGGAAGACUUACCCAAGAAACCGCCCAAAGAACUCAAGGACCAAGAGUUCAUAACCAUUUUCCACGAGUAUGAGGCAGCAUUGGCAACUUCAAGACUACUGGACUAUGACGACCUACUCUUACGAUGUGUUGAUCUUCUGCGAGCCUACCCGGCUUGCGUGUCCAACAUCGAGGCAUUGUUAAUCGAUGAGUUUCAAGAUACCAACAUCGUCCAAUUCGAAUUGAUGAAAUUACUGGCGUCGGCAAACAGGAAAAUUACUAUUGUUGGCGAUCCGGACCAGAGUAUCUACGGAUUUCGGUCUGCAGAGAUCGAGAAUCUACGACGAAUGAAGGUUUUCUACCCUGAGACGGUGGUCAUCAAUCUCGAGGAAAACUAUCGCUCUGCGUCGGCAGUGCUGAAGCUUGCCCAGAAUGUUAUCGAACAAGACACCGACCGCCCUCAGAAGAAGAUGAAAGCAACCCAUUGUCACGGAAGUCAACCGGUGCUUCGACGCCUGCCCAAUCCAAAUGAGGAAGCUUUGUGGAUUGCUAGCGAGAUCAAGAGGACGGUGACGAUGACUGGAGGUCUGGUCCUGCAUUCCGAUGUUGCUAUCCUCCUCCGGUCAGCUUACCUCUCGCUGCUUAUUGAACGAGCGUUGGCAAACGCUGGUAUCCCUUACCGCAUGGUCGGUGGCCAACGUUUCUUCGACCGCGUAGAAAUCCGGAUCAUCAUCGACUACCUCCGCACAAUUAGCCAUCCUGACAAUAACCAAGCUUUUGUUGCCAUCAUAAACACACCGCCACGCAAAAUUGGGGACACUUCGGUCGCCGAAAUGAUCAAGCUCGGGGAAGAACACAAGCUCUCACUCUGGGCUGUGGUGCAGAAGGUUCUCACAGGAGAUCUGAAGCCUGAAAAGAGGCUUUCAAGGCCUGCAGAACAGGAGCUCGGCCGUCUGGUGGGCCUGAUUAGGUCUGGCAGACAAAAGAUGAAUUCCGUGAAUCCUGCGGCUACGGUUCCCACCAAACUUAUCGACUUCAUUGUGGAAUCUUUGGAUUUCGAGAAUUAUCUGAAGAAGAAAUACAAAGAUGAUCACGAGGAUCGGCUCGAGAACGUCAAGGAACUUAUCACGCAUGCCUCAGAAGUUCUGCUGCAGAAUGCCGCUGAAGAACCUCUGGCAACUAUCGACGGUGUGGAACAGGAAAUCUCCAAUGGUGGCCAGGAAGUCCUUGCUCAAUUUCUGGCGAACAUCGUUCUCUCAACCGAUGUUGAGAACACCGAAGAAGGGAAGGAUAAACCUCGUGUCACCAUUUCAACAAUCCACUCAGCAAAAGGUCUUGAGUGGCCUGUCGUAUUUAUUCCAGCAGUUUAUGAAGGCUCCAUCCCUCACUCUCGGGCUGACAACACUGAUGAAGAACGGCGAUUGCUCUAUGUUGCCAUGACACGAGCUCAGGCCCUUCUAACGAUGACUUUCCCUAUGAUGCAGUCCCGCGAUCAGGCUGAGUCCGCUCUUUCUCAGUUCCUCCCGCUAAAGAUCCACCAUCAUCUGGCCCAAGUUGGUCCCCUAUUCCAUGACCGCGCAAUUGAGGAUAUCGCAAGCAUUCUCCGACGGCCUAUGCCUUCCCAAGAAGAUCUCGCAAAGAACUUAGAGGGAAUGAAUGGCGAAGAAAGUACUGCCGAUGACGUCUGGCCUUCUGAUGGCAGCCGUCGACCUACACCAAUGCCUCCUGGCGUCACGCAGGGCACGACAGAGUUCGGCAGGCCACUGGCAGAAGUUCUUGCUGCUCAAAAGCAACAACAUCGGAGUUAUUCGACCGCUGCAAGACCAUAUGCCACGUCUGGCUCCGCUGGCUCCGCUUUUGUCACUACUAUGAACGACGUCAAUGCCUUUUCUACGUCAGAUAUGUCGCUGGGUUUUACCACUGCUAGCCACCAGCUCAAAACCAGCGUCUCUAACCUCAGGAGAUCUGCUUCUGAUAUUUUGCCACCUCAGAAGAAGCCUAAACUUUCGAAGUCGCUCUCAGGGCAGGGCACUAUCGGAAGCUUCUUCUCGAAGCCAGCUUCCCAAGCACCUCAGCUGCUGGGGAUUCCGAUUCUCGAACCGUAUGUUGCAGCGGUAUCCAAACACAGAUCUCCCGAUCAAGACGGGGCGCUUCCACCUCAACGCCGCGAAAACGGAGAUUUCGCCAAGCGCGGCAUUCCCGAAGAGUUUUCUGGGCACGAAUUGAACUUCCGCAACGGCAUGGUUCAUGGACGUCCUGUACCUCUGCAAGAAACGAGCAUGAAUUCUAAAAAUCGGUAUGCUGGCUUGUACAGUUCUUCGCCUCCGCCUUGUCCGCCACCAGCGAAGCAAUCGCCAGGCCUCAUCGAUGCUGCUGGUGAGAAACAGAUUUCAAGGGAUGCAGGGGGUUCAAAGUCAAUAACUUCAGGCGGUGCUUCAACCUCAUUCACGAGUCACGCUGUCACCAAGCCUGCCACUACUUUGCACAAGACUAAUAUGUCCUCGAUAGUCAAUGGCAAGCCCUUUUCGUCAGGCUUUGCUUCAGGGGUUGUUAGGAAGACUCUUGGAGUCAGACGCAGUAUGAAUGGGUGGGAGAACAGGAAGAACCGAUGA
Molecule: messenger RNA, 3042 nt
Organism: Fonsecaea erecta
Lineage: Eukaryota; Fungi; Ascomycota; Eurotiomycetes; Chaetothyriales; Herpotrichiellaceae
Exons: 1
Coding region: 1-3042 (1013 amino acids)
Biological process (GO): recombinational repair
Cellular component (GO): nucleus
Molecular function (GO): 3'-5' DNA helicase activity; DNA binding; ATP binding
Source: RefSeq, a predicted model, not a curated record